AUGCUGCGCCUAUUCAUGUUGUCUGUCGUUCACGGCGUGUUCCCCGCGUACGUCGUAUAUGCUGCGGCUGAGUAUGUGACUGAUCUUGCGGCUUAUAGCCUGCUUGCACCGUGCGCUUCCUCCGCUCUGUCCUACAACAUUGGCAUACAGCCUUACACGGCAAGCUGUGGUCUCGGCCAAGAAGAGCUCCAGUCUUGUAUCUGCUCUAACAAUGCCCGACUUGAUGAAGUUACUUCAUCUAUAUCGAGUGACAUAAGUGCUGGGUGUGGCGGCAUAGCUGCAAGCGAGGAGCAAUCGAGCGCUUCGCGAGUGUUUAAGCAAUACUGCACCCCAGGUCAGGAAGUCAAGUUCUCGACCCCAACAAGGAAUAAAGUCAAUGCCUACAUUACAAAUUUGUCCGAGAUGGCCUCCUUAGCACCUUGUGCUUCAUCUGGUUUGUCUUCGGCAGUGAUGCAAGAGUCCUUGUCCCUGUGCCCAGUGGAAGCAAGCCUUCUUGCGCCUUGUGUGUGUAGCAAGAGCCGUAUUCUCGAGGAAGUGAGCGAGACGAUUAGCGCGACGGUGCGAUCUAUGUGCUCUAAUGACGAGGACGUCACGUCUGCAUACCGCUUUUUUGAAGAUUAUUGCGCCAUGAACGACGGAACUACUUCUUUUGCGCGACCUGAGAGCCCUCCAGGCGACAUGACGUACCACAUCACGGACCUGCCAGAUUACACGUCUUUGAACAGUUGCGCUCGAUCGGGCGUCUCCUACGCUAUCCUUGAACAAACCAAUUUUCUUUGCGCGGCUGGCCCACAGGCUCUGGCAUCAUGUGUCUGCCUCAAAUCUGGCAUGAGGGCCAGGGUCUCUCUUACCCUGACAUCUGAGGUCAUGAUGGAAUGUGAUAACACAGCCACAGAUGAUGUGAACUCUGCUCUCGGUGUUCUUGAUUUCUAUUGCAGUGCUGCCGCGAGUGACGUCGUUGCCCAGGUAUCGGUUUCGAGCUCAACGGCACAAUCAGCUACAAAGUCGCGUACAGGCCAAACAGCGUCAAUGCCUUCGGAAACUGGGGAUGGGCAAGGCUCAGAUGAUGACAGCAAGUCUAGCGGCAACGGUUUCAACAGGACAGGUGCGAUUGUUGGUGGUGUCAUUGGCGGCAUCGUGGCUCUGCUUGCUAUCAUUGGAAUCGGGCUUUUUACGGCACUCCUGAGUUGUAUGGGGACAAUAGGGAAUCUACCGCGCUCCCUCAUGGGCAUAUGA
This is a messenger RNA of Geosmithia morbida, 1236 nucleotides long. RefSeq lists its product as uncharacterized. The transcript is spliced from 6 exons. The record is from RefSeq and is a predicted model, not a curated record. The coding region runs from base 1 to 1236 and encodes 411 amino acids. Lineage: Eukaryota; Fungi; Ascomycota; Sordariomycetes; Hypocreales; Bionectriaceae.